This is a messenger RNA of Paramecium primaurelia, 1068 nucleotides long. The record is from the annotation of a GenBank genome assembly. NCBI's taxonomy places the organism in Eukaryota, Ciliophora, Oligohymenophorea, Peniculida, Parameciidae.
AUGGAAGGUUUAGUCUCUACAACUGAUUCUAUUUAAGCAAAUUGCAAGUUUGUUACAAGGCUAGAAAAACUAAAGAAACUUUUUGAUCAAAGUCUACAAUAAAAAGAUCAAUAAAAUAUCAUAUUUUAAUAAUCCUACAUUGUUAUACCUGAUUGGCCUGAUAUCUUCAAUUCUUAUAAGGAAAUCGAAAAGGCACAUAAUGAGUUUAAUUUGAAUAAUAUUGGAAAAUGGAAAAAAAUGGAUUAAUCUGAAAUAGACUUACUUAAUAUUAUUGUUAAAUUGUAUUGUGAUGUCCAAAAGCUUCAACCUCUUUUAAUGGUAAAUAAAAUUGUAAAGUUUAGGAUGUUUUUGAUUGGGAUUAGAUAGGAUCAAUUUUAUUCAAUAGACAUUGGAAAGUUUGCAGGAGUAAAUGGAUGGAGAGUUAAGCAACUUCUAUAGUAGAUCAUCCUUGGACUAGAGAAGAGGAUGCAGUAUUAAGUUAGCUUUAUGAAAAUUAUGCAGAAUAGAAUAGAUAUAAUAAAUGGAGUUUAAUAGCCAUGGAAAUGAGCAAGAUUUGCAAAUCAUCUCAUGUGAGAUUGGGUAAAUAAUGCAGAGAGCGAUGGAUAAAUAAAUUGAAUCCAUAAGUAGAGAAGUAUAAUAAUGUUUAAUACGUUUAUUAGGGGUCCAUGGUACAAAGAAGAGGAAAUUAAGUUAUUGGUUGCUAUUCUAAAUCAUGGAAAGAAGUGGUCAUUAAUUUCAAGGAUAGAUUUUAAUAAUCAAAGAACAGAAAAUUGUUUAAAGAAUAGAUUUCAUACAAUAAUAAAAAGAGAAUCAUCAAAAUUUGAUAAGAACUAAACGCAAAAUUAGAAAUAAAACUUAUAAAAAUAAAGCUUUGAAGAUGAAUAAAAAUUAAUCGAAUAUAUAAUUCAAGAAUUGAAGGAGGAAUCCCUAUAUCAAUAACAGUCUGAUUUAUGUAAUAAGGUUGGGAAAAAAUAUAAUAUUUCAUAAUCAAAUCAGCUUCUAGAAUAUAUCGACAAUACCUUUCAGAUUGCGAUAAUAAAGAAAAAUAAGAUCAAUUAAAUAUUUUGA